Messenger RNA from Suillus paluster, 699 nucleotides. RefSeq lists its product as uncharacterized. NCBI's taxonomy places the organism in Eukaryota, Fungi, Basidiomycota, Agaricomycetes, Boletales, Suillaceae. Bases 179 to 550 code for a protein of 123 amino acids. The transcript has 3 exons. The record is from RefSeq and is a predicted model, not a curated record.
AUCCUCACAUACACAUUCUUUCUUCUGACAAGCAGCAUGCAGCAGUUUUUCCGUCGGUCCCAAUGACGAAUGUAGUGAGCACUAUUCUUCACUUCGCACAAUCGUGGAUGCCUCUGGUCGUUAGCACCAUGCUAGAGGGGCUACUCAUCUGCAGUACCUCAGUGAUAUUAACUUUAUCAUGCAAGUCAUCAUGAUCGCUCGGUUACAUGCCAUAUACCAGCAAUCUAGAACUAUAUUCAUGUCUCUGAUCAUAGCCUCCCUGGCUGUCACGAUCGCCUGCGGAGUGAUCGUUGCGAGAGAAACUAGCCAUAUGACUGAACAUUUGGUGCCCGGCGUCUGUCAGUGCAUUCGCGAGGCUGAGAAAGACCCACGACUUCUAAAUGCCGGAAUUUGGAUACUCACUACAGUAUGGGAGGUCUUCGCCUUCUGCCUUUCAGUCUGGAUUGCUGCAAAGCACUUCCGUGAACUGCAGCGACCAUUGACAGGAUGGAAUAUCGGGAACCGUUUCACGAUGCUAAUCAAGACUCACGUGUUUUACUUUGCAGCUUGAGCUCUAGUUGUAUCGUGAUUACCUUUUUUUCCGCUGAAGUUCUGCACGCGAUAGCUUUACUGCUACUUCUUUCCUCGCCCUCGGCUCGCUGUCUACGAAGCUGUUGGUAUGUCGAUUUGUGACUGACAUCUGCAUCCUAGCGCUCCUCA